Cyprinodon variegatus (sheepshead minnow) is the source of this 1428-nucleotide messenger RNA. Its product is annotated as E3 ubiquitin-protein ligase TRIM39-like. The record is from RefSeq and is a predicted model, not a curated record. The transcript has a single exon. Gene Ontology annotation, molecular function: protein binding. NCBI's taxonomy places the organism in Eukaryota, Metazoa, Chordata, Actinopteri, Cyprinodontiformes, Cyprinodontidae. Bases 1 to 1428 code for a protein of 475 amino acids.
AUGGCUUCUAGACCAGAGGCAGAACUCUUCUGUUCAGUCUGUAAUGAAGUCUUUAAGGAUCCGGUUGUUCUGUCAUGUGGCCACAGCUUCUGUAAGGAGUGUCUGAAGAAAUGGUGGAGAGAGAAACCAGUACAAGAGUGUCCAUUUUGUAAAAGAAGAUCUUCAAAAUCUAAUCCACCUAUAAGUUUGAGCCUGAAGAACCUGUGUGAGAAAUUCUUACAACAAAAAGAGAGAUCUUCAGAGCAUCUCUGUAGUCUGAAUCCUGAGAACCUCAAACUUUUCCACCUGCCAGACUGUCUCGCCUGCAGAGAUUCAGAAAACCAAACACAGCGCAGAUUUGGCACCAUCAAUGAGGCUGCUCAGCAACAUAAGAAAAUUCUUCAGAAAACCCUGGAACCUUUGAAGAAUAAUCUGCAGCGCAUGAAAACAGACCAAGAAGAGUUUGAUAAGACAGCAGAACAAAUAAAGGUCCAGGCGCAACAAACAGAGAAUCAGAUUAAGGAGCAGUUUAAGAAGCUUCAUCAUUUUCUAGAAGAGGAAGAGAAGAACAGGUUGGCUGCACUGAGGGAGGAAGAGCAGCAGAAGAGUGAAAUGAUGAAGAAGAAGUUGGAGGAUCUGAGUAAAGAGAUAGCAGCUCUUUCUGACACAGUCAGAGCCACAGAGGAGGAGCUGAAGGCUGAAGACAUGUCAUUCCUGCACAACUACAAGGCUGCAAUGGAAAGAGUCCAGCGCCGCUGCCUGCCACAGGAUCCACAGCCGCCCUCAGGAGCUCUGAUAGACCGGGCCAAACAUCAGGGGAACCUGGCCUACAAGAUCUCAAGCAAAAUGAGAGACAAGUGGUCCAACACUCUUGUACUUGAUCCAAACACAGCGGGUUCAGAACUAAUCCUGUCUGAAGAUCUAACCAGUGUGACUUCAAGAGAGAAUCAGCUGCUUCCUGAUGAUCCAGAGAUGUUUAGAUCAAAGUUUUCUGUCCUGAGCUCUGAAGGCUUUAACUCUGGAAACCACAGCUGGGUCGUUGAUGUUAGAGAUAGUAAGGGUUGGAUGGUUGGUGUGUCAACAGAGUUUGCCCAGAAGAAGGAAAACAUAUAUUCCAAAUGGCUGGUGAUACAGUUCCAUGGAGGUAAAUACUCAGCAUGGUCUCCACCAGUUUAUCCCACAGCUCUUUCAGUACGGAGUAACCUCAAAUGGAUCAGAGUGAAUCUGGACUGGGACAAAGGAGAGCUGCAGUUUUUUGAUCUGUGCAGUAACACAAACAUACAUAUUUUCAGGCAAACCUUUUCUGAGAAGAUGUUUCCAUGCUUCACCACUCAAGACAACAUAAAGAUGUUACCUGCAGAUUUUAAUCCCACCUCAACAAGGCCUCGUUAUAUACCCCCUCCCAAAAAUCUGCCUCCUGCAGGUUUGAAGUGCGUUUACCGAAGUUAA